UGAUAGAGAGAGAGGAUCGAUCAUUCUGCAAUUUUUGUUACAUAGUCACUCUGUGAAUUGUAGCAGCAAGCAAAAUAUCUUAUGUUAUCAAACGUAUUUAAUUUUUUUCUAUUCGUCAACUACGCAGUUUCUUGUUCAAAAUCCUAACGAUUUAUUUCCCGUGGUUGUUGCGGUGCUAUAGUGCGGACUAUGAUGAAAAAAAAACUGGAUUAACUGUGCGUAUAAUCAGUAAAAUUCCUCGGAAACGGUCCUGAAAAAAACUUAUUGCAGCUGGAACUCGCCUGUUGUCUAUGGAUAUGCUUUUACACAAUUCUGAUAUAAACAACAACUGUUCCCAACAACCACCCACUCUUACAUUCCACAUUUUUCGUGAUAACUUGCAUCACUGAGCGCUAUUUUCACUACAUCAAAGAGUCGUUACAUUGUGUGAAUUAGCCGUGAUUUAGUACAGAGUCUGUAACAAUGGAAGUAUCUCGCGAGGAUUGGAUCGAUCGAGCCCAAGAGGGUAUGAAAAAAUUUCUGAACCGUGGAGGUGCUUGUCGCGGGGAUGAAUCGCAGUUGCUACAAGGGACCAGCUUGCAGAACACUCUUGGUUACGCACUCAGUCUUACCAUGAAGAAUCCGAAUGAGUGGACCGACGAGGAACUUCAACUGGAAUAUAUGGAGCAACUGUGUUUUUACGAUGAGGAAUCCCGCAAGACCAUUGACCGUUUGAUGCAGCAAAUAUAUACCGGCAUCCAUCCGAAUGUUCCCUGUCGGUUGACGAUACUUCCGAUAGAGUUGUUUAGUGAAGGGAAACUAUACGAGGUUCCUCUAUUUCGGUAUUAUUUUCAACAGGCCACCGACACAGAACCCAAGUUCAUCGAUUCCAUUGGAAGGGUGUAUCAGAAUUUCGAAGAUUUUCUACAAAACAACAAGUAUCCUUCGGCGGAGAUGAUGUAUCCAAAAGAAGGAAAGCUUGUAGCAACCAAUUUGAAAAAUGUUGUGUACGAUGUAGGAAAAACACCCGCUUGGAAGAACUACUACUACAAGGCACUGGAUAUUGCCACAGGGAUAAUUGGCAUCGCUGGAGCUACCGGAGCUAUUUUUCUCUCCGGAGGUAUCGCGAUGCCGUUUAUUGCAGCCAGCGUUGGUUCGGCUAUUUAUGCCACUGGAAGGUCAAUUGAUGUACUGCGGGACAAAAGUGCACACCAGGAAUCACUCAAUCCUUUGUGUGAUCCCGAGUCCCGGACUGCCUGGUUAAGCCUGACGGCCCACGUGCUAACAUUUGGUACUAUGCCCCACAUUUCUGCACUAUCCGGAGUUGCUUCUACUAGUCAUAGCAUUGCAACUGGGUUCAAGGUGUGCAAUUUUAUCAAUGAAACUGGAAACAUUAUCAGCGAUCUGGUCAUUUGUGAUACUUUAUCGGCUAUGCAUUCCAACUAUUACAAUGCCAACAUUGAAACACGUCUGGCUCAUGCGGCCUCAAUUUGUUUCUGGACCAAAACCGUCAUCAGCAUACGGCAGGCGGAACUUAUGAUGAAGAACAAUGCGAUUGUAGCGUUGAAGCUUUUCGGUUUCGAGGACCACUUCUGCGAGUAUUUCAACAAUGACUCGCGGGCCAUCGAUAUUGGUUUAAGGAUUGUUAAAAACUCGCUCCAAAACAAUGUGCUCAUCACUUCCGACAGGAAAGACACGAAGGUCAUAACAAUCGACCGAACGAAGUUCUGCAUCGAGACUUUGCUGAAACUGGAACCGGAAGAGGUCGAGAAGGUGUUUCAGAUUUUGCAAGCUGUUAACACUGACCAAGACCACGAAUUGUUCAAUGAAUUACGGUUACUGUGUGAAAGCGAUGUAGAUUUAGUACGGUUUAUCACGGCGGAGGCGGAAAAGGCUAAACUACCAGAAUGUGAACUAGCUGAAAUGCUCAUACAGGUGUACGCCUCACUAAAACGGCAGCAGCAACUCAAGCUGAGUAUUAAUAUUACGGAAGGUAUCUGUUUUGGAAAUGGCCUGAAACUAAGCAUCAAGCAGGCUUUCAUCUUAUUCGCAUCCAAGGACGAUCACCAAGGGAUGGUCGCUCUAAUUGAUGCCGUGAUUGAGCUACCACCCGAACAAUGCACAACACUAAACAGGAUAAUCAAAUCCGAACAAGAUUACAUAUCAAUUUUUAAGGUGAAACCUAAUGAUGAUAAUAGCAGUAAGGAGGACAUUAGCAACAGAAUUAGAAAUGCAAUAUCAAAGGCCUUAACAGAAGAGCAGUAGAGUUUCCGUAGGAACAAAAUCCGUGGACAGCGGACAAUGAGUGAAAUCUAGCCAAAUUUUUUAGGGAAGCUUAUCGAGACUAGUAAGCAAAAAACUUUUUAAUGCACCGCAUAAACUGUAUAGAGAGGGCGUAAAACGCCCACAAAAACGCACAUACAAAUUUUUAUUGAAUGUAACAAAGUGAAAUUGUAGAGUAAAACUUUUAAAAGAUGACGCUUAAACAUUUUAAACAUGCAUAAAAGUUUGAAUUAAACAGAAACUAAAACUAAUGAAGAGACUUAUCUGCACCUGUUUAUAUAGAUUUAGGAAAUGAAACUGAUGCUAUAACACCAACAAAUUUGAAUGAAACAUAAAUCCUGUAGCUGGUAGUGAAGAAGCUCACAAUAGAAUAAUUGUUAGAAAACGCAAUGCUAUUAAUGUUAGAAAUGUUCCAUCAAUAGCGAAAACUAGCGAGCAAAAUGAAACUUGUUAUGAAUUUAUUUAAAAUAUUUAUACGAAAGUCUAUUAUGAAUGAUUUAUUUUCGACAAAUAUAUAUAAACGCUCUAUACUGAUAGAUGGCACCACAACCUGACAGUUUUAUUUGAAUG
This is a messenger RNA of Malaya genurostris, 2832 nucleotides long. RefSeq lists its product as uncharacterized. NCBI's taxonomy places the organism in Eukaryota, Metazoa, Arthropoda, Insecta, Diptera, Culicidae. The record is from RefSeq and is a predicted model, not a curated record. The transcript has 4 exons. Bases 463 to 2244 code for a protein of 593 amino acids.